AUGGGAGAGUACCGUUUAGCUGAGGAAUUCAAGGAAAAGGCAGUUUCUCCGUCACAGUGGUCCCAGAUGACAACCGAGCAGCGGAAAGAGUACACCAAGAAAGUGCUUCACAUGAAACCAGAGAACCUGGGUCGUAGAGUACAGUUUGCUUGUGAAGUUAACUGCAUGUCCGUUCCUGUCAGCGAAUGUGACUUGGACGAUCUACCGAGUGCUGUUGUCAAGGAUAUCUGGGCCCGAGCGAAUAUCAUUCUGGAGAGGUACAACGUCAUUCAACUCGAAAACUCCACUUUCUGUGUAA
Molecule: messenger RNA, 298 nt
Organism: Porites lobata
Lineage: Eukaryota; Metazoa; Cnidaria; Anthozoa; Scleractinia; Poritidae
Source: the annotation of a GenBank genome assembly